AUGGGGUGCAACAUGUGUGUGGUCCAAAAGCCUGAAGAACAAUACAGGGUCAUGUUCCAGUUGAACAGGAAGGAGUUGUCCCGACUAUCUGGCGAUCCCACGCUGGACAUGAGGGACCCCGUACUGUCCAACAUACUACGGGGUCGCAGGGCCCGCAGACGCGCAGGCUCCACGGGGCCUCCCGCUAGCGUGGCACCUCUGACCAUGGGGAUGGCCGACUGCGUGGACAGCUGCACCCAAACGGACAUCAGCUUCCAACAUAUGUUGACCACGGGCAAGAGCAAGCAGUCACCGCCCAAGCCUCCGCCUUCGCCGCCUCUGCCGGGGCUCCUGGAGCCUUAUCUGCUCAAUGAGCUUUUCCUAGAGCCCGUGUACUACGACCCCUCCGACUACUUUGACGUCUCUCAGCAUGACGUCGACAGGCAGGAUGAGCUGGAAUAUGAGGAGGUGGAGCUCUACAAAUCCCGUCACCAGGAUAAACUUGGGCUAACCGUGUGUUACAGAACCGACGAUGAGGAGGAUCUCGGGAUAUACGUUGGCGAGGUGAACCCAAACAGUAUUGCUGCAAUGGACGGCCGCAUCCGCAAGGGGGACAGAAUAUUGCAGAUCAACGGAGUGGACAUCCGAGACAGAGAGGAGGCGGUUGCUAUUCUGACCAGAGAAGACAGCACGAAUGUCUCCUUGCUCCUCGCACGACCCGAGAUAGAGAAUGACAACCAGGUGGUUCCAGACACAGGGCAGUUGGAGCCACUGGACAACGCCGUCCACCUGUUGGCCAGUCACAGAAGCAACACCGGCACCUGCGUAGAUACCUCCGCCCCGGCUUCUGGGUGCCAGGAUGGCUUCCCGAACCGGGAUUCGCCCAAUUUGCUGCAGACCGUGCUGAGCAACAGUCAGGAGCUGGACAGCGGAGUGGGCCGCACGGACGAAAGCACGCGCUACGAGGAGUCCUCGGAGCACGACCUCCUGGGAGACGAUCACACCAGCGCCUCCAAUACCAACACCACCAACACGCCCGGAAGCUUGCGCAAGUUUUCCUCCACCCGAAGCGACACGUCGCCACUACUGCACUCCCACGACCUCCAGUAUAGCGCCGACUCCCUUUUGGGCCUGGACUGCAUCGGCGGUGCACCGCCGGAGUCGCUGGAGGCUAGCGACAGGGCCUACACAUGUGACCCGGUGAGAACGAUGAUGCCCGGGCUGACGGAGGAAGAGUGCGAGCGAUACAAGGAGUUGCUGGAGAUCAAGUGUUACUUCGAGAGGAGCGCAUGCGGUGAGGAAGAAGGCGUCUCGCUGGACGAGAACAAGAACGAGAGCUUAACUCGGCACGAGAUGGCGCUGUUAGAGGAGGAGUUGCGGCACCUGGAGUUCAAGUGUCGCAACAUCCUGCGGGCGCAGAAGAUGCAACAGCUGAGGGAGCGCUGCCUCAAAGCUUGGCCUCUGGAGGAGAAAGCGGCCAGCCGCUGCUCGCUUGGCGACGAGUCCCGGCACCAGGCCCUGUCUGACAUCAACGAACUUCCCGAGAGGGAGCGCUCCGAUAAGGACAGCACCAGCGCCUACAACACCGGAGGGGAAAGCUGCAUGAGUACCCCGCUAGUCAAUGAGAAGCACCCUUACGCUGACAGCCCAGAAGGCGGAGAAGCUCAACUGGAGAAGAGCUUCCCCUCAAGACAGAAGGAAAGGGCAACCCGAAAUGGAGGAGGGGCCGGAGUCCAAGUGAACCUCAACCAGGCCGGGAGAGGAUCCAACCCGGGAGCCCGGAGAGGUUCCGACGGAGGGCUGAGACGCAACUGCAAAACCAAUCCUGCCAGCGGGAGGCCCGGCGGCCGCAGUGCCGAGAACAGUCCUUACAUGUCUCGCCGUCACGCCCAAACAAAGUUGCCGCGGCACUACCUGAGCUGCAUGCAGCUGGGCUCUCCAUCAACCUCCGAAGUCCCCGGAGAGGCCGGCGCCGACCCUAGAGGUGGAGACGUCAGCCCCAUGAGUCUGGGGAGCACUUGUAAAGACGUGGGCCAAAGUGAAGCCGCCGGGCUCUUGUCCCCGCGGAUGGAAUGGAAAGUGAAGAUUCGAAGCGACGGUUCACGCUACGUGGCCAAAAGGCCCGUGAGAGACCGCCUCCUGAAGGCGCGGGCCAUGAAGAUCCGAGAAGAACGCAGCGGCAUGACCACAGAUGACGACGCGGUGAGCGAGAUGAAGAUGGGCCGCUAUUGGAGCAAAGAGGAGCGCAAGCAGCAGCUGCAAAAGGCCCGAGAGCAGCGGCGGCGCCGGGAGAUGAUGAUGCAAAGCCGCCACGACUUCCUGAGGGAGCGGGAGCAGGGCUGCGGGGUCUCCGGGGACGGGGACGCCGUGCCCCAGCAAGAACCCACUUCCAUCCUGGAGCUGUGCCACCGCAAGAGCAUGAAGAAGCGCAGCCGCAGAAUUCUGGACAACUGGAUCACCAUCCAGGAACUGCUGACCCAUGGGAGCCGAUCUGCGGAUGGAUCCAAAGUUUACAACCCGCUGCUGUCCGUCACCACGGUCUAAGCGGGACAAUGUGUUGGAUGAGGACAUGCCCCCUUUUACACUGCCCUGUUGCCAGCCAGAGGAGGCAAGUGCACACACUCUGGACUUACACGACUCACAGAAUAGUGGUCUAAAGUAAGUCUACCCGUAAAGGCUAGCGUGAAUUUUAUUUCCGCUUUUAGAUUUAACUUUCACCCGAAAGCCAAAUACCUGUAGGUUUUUCGUAGUAGCAGCAUUAAAUAGAAAAGAUAGGCAUGUAAAAAAAAAAAAAAAAAAAGAUUGGAUAAGGACCAGUCCAGCUGGAAAUAAUAAUUCAUAAAUAAUUGAUCAUUAUCCAAUGAGUUUUUUUAAGUGAUAGUGUGUAGAAUGUUUUUAUUUUUUAGUGUUCAUUGAUUGUAAAAUAAUGUGCAAACAUUUUUUUGGACAUUUUUGGGGAAAAAAAAAAAUCUAGAAUUGUAGGUCCACUAACCUCUGAUUAUAUUCCAUGGAUGGUGCGUCGCCAUAGAGUAGCUGACACGUCUCUCCGCCAUCUUACUGCUAUGGAGAACCAAAGGGGACAAUCAUGUGAUCACAGAUCAAUGAGUACAACGUGUAAAAACAGCAAUGCACUCACCUUGAUACGUGAUGGAACACAAGAAGUCGUUUGAUGACAUUUCGCUGACACCUCUGCUGAGGAAAUUGGCGGCAGGUGGGGGUCUCCAAGGCACCACUUCAUCGUGCACAUGCUUCAAAUUAAGAUCCGUGGAUUCUAUUAGUUCACCACUAGAUGGCAGUAAAUUCUACACACUGUCCCUUUAAUGCUAAAAUGUUUUACAAUGAGUCAAUUUUGAUAAAAGUACAAAAUACAGUUGCUUUCAAAUGUAGAUAAAAGUAAAAAAUCAUGAGGAAAAAUAAAGCCACAUCUGAACACAUACAGUGCCCUCCAGAAGUAUUGGAACGGCAAAGUUAAAGUCCUGCUUUUGUUGUAUGCAGAAGACAUUUGGGUUUCAGAUCACAAGAUGAAUACGAGACAAAAGUUCAGCUUUUGUUUCCUACUAUUUACAUCAAGAUGUCUUAAACACGUCAGAACAGAUCACCUUUUGUUUGAAACCACCUUACUUGCCAAUUGAGCAAACGCAUUGAAACAGACAUGAUUAAAUUAACUUUAAGUGAGGUGCGGGAAGGGUGUGCUGGGAAUGGUGUCUGCUCUCAAUAAAGGACACAUCUACAUUUUGAACUUUUGUCUCAUAUUGAUCUUUCCACCAAUAACGUUGCCAAAUCUGUCAAUAAGCUGCAUUCAUUAAAAGGAUUGUAUUAAUGAGCUCUUUAAAAAAAUAACAGUUGAAUUGAUGAACUGCAUUGCAAACGCCACAGUCGGGAAAAUAGAUUUAAUGGGCUUAAAAUACAAACAAUGAGCGGUGGCAAGGUUAAAAAGAAAAAAAAAGCCACCAGAGGCGUCGGAAAUUGAGAAGAAACGACAACAGCGCCCUCUGCUGAUUUAGAAUUUGCCACAGAGAAAUGACUCAAAAGCUCACGCACAACAGAGCUGAUCUUUCUAGAAAUGAUCCCGUUUUGACCACAAGGUGAUUUGUAGGAAAGCUUGAUGGAAAGCACAAAAUUGAGAUUAUUUUGCAUAUAACAGUACAACUGGAAAUAGCAAAAUUAUGAUGGGUUAUUCUCAAGCACAUUUUCUGACUAGGCUAUCAGCAUUUUCAAAAAUAUUUUUUAAAGUAAAAUUUGCCAGCCUUUUCCUUUCAUGUGCAUCAAGAAUUGUAAGCGGCUCUCGUCUAAAACAUCUUGUUCCCUGCCAUGAGAACGAUGCUCAUUUGUUAUUGUUUUUCCAUGCAUGUUUGACUAUCAUGUUGAGCCGAUAUUUUUACAUUUGUAUACCGUGACUGUGCGUGAACGUGCUAGCCAGUAUUUGUUCAAUGUUGUGCCGUGCACUUUGUGAUUUUUCUAAAUAAA
Molecule: messenger RNA, 4446 nt
Organism: Syngnathus typhle (broad-nosed pipefish)
Lineage: Eukaryota; Metazoa; Chordata; Actinopteri; Syngnathiformes; Syngnathidae
Product: PDZ domain-containing protein 4-like
Exons: 7
Coding region: 1-2523 (840 amino acids)
Molecular function (GO): protein binding
Source: RefSeq, a predicted model, not a curated record